Symbiodinium natans is the source of this 538-nucleotide messenger RNA. NCBI's taxonomy places the organism in Eukaryota, Dinophyceae, Suessiales, Symbiodiniaceae. The record is from the annotation of a GenBank genome assembly.
GCCCCUCACCUGGUUCGACUGGGUGUUGGUCGCCGGCUUUGCCUACGCCGUGGCUGUCGAGAUCUUAGCCGACAUCCAGAAGGCUCAGUGGGUGCAGGCGGGCCGCCCUGGCGGCUUCUGCCAGGUCGGCGUGUGGGCCUUCUCAAGGCAUCCGAACUACUUCGGCGAGAUCUUCCAGUGGUGGUGCGCGUGGGCGCUUGCAUACAACAGCUCCCAGCACGCCUCUGGAUAUACCGAUCCCCUCUGGUGGGCUUGCAUUCUGUCUCCUGCUUUCACGAUGCAUAUUCUUCUGAACCUGGCGCCGACUGGUAUCUCCAAUGCGGAGGGGAAGAAUCUCAAGCGUUACUAUGAGAAGUACCCUGAGGAGUACACAGAGUACCGGCAGAACACCUCCAUUCUGAUUCCCAUGGUGGGCUACCGAUAUAUUCCGCUGAGCCUCAAGAGGACGAUCUUCUUCGACUUCGAACGCUACGAGUAUCGUCCUCGAGGAGGCUCGGCUCUGCAAACACAAAUUCUGACGAGCAGUGAUGGCGACUAG